Molecule: messenger RNA, 1555 nt
Organism: Vollenhovia emeryi
Lineage: Eukaryota; Metazoa; Arthropoda; Insecta; Hymenoptera; Formicidae
Exons: 2
Coding region: 219-1529 (436 amino acids)
Source: RefSeq, a predicted model, not a curated record
UGCCUCUAUAUUCGAAAAUUUUUCGCUUACGUAAGACAUUCCUGUUUUUUGCGUGUGUUAAGAGUGACGCAAUACAUACAUUGCCUUGUACGCAUUAUGUUCGUGACACUGAUUUGUACAGUGUCAGAAAAGUGCGCGUACAGAGAAGUGCCGUCGCGUCCGUGCGUAUUUAAAAGUUCGUCACGUCGCUCGUACAACUAAGAGAACACUUAAAGAAAAUGGAACGACAACGACUCGAAAAUCUUUCUCUGGAAGAGCUGCAGAGUGAAGCUCGUCGUUUGGGUUUGAAACCGCCUGAUACUCAACCGUGGUGUAUUGAUGCACUGAUGUCUUUCUACGAGAGAAAUUCCCUUCCCCGUGAAAAAUCAGCAUCUGUUUUACCGCCGGGUUCGUCCUCGGAUACGUCUUCAUUGGCUGCCAUGAAUCCAGGAACAAACACUGCGUCAAGUGAGGCGGUGCCCCCAUUGUUUUGCUCAUUACUGCUGGACCAGAUGAGACAGCAGCAGGAAGUAAUGAAGAAGGUGUUGGACGCGCUGACACUCUCUCAAAGCAACCAGGAUGCUCAUUCGUCAGCGGGCAUGGCGAAUUCGCCAGGGAACCGAAGUGACGUGUCCCAUGAGUCUAAAGUGCAGCGUAAUCCAGCCUUGGCCUCAGUAUCCCCGGCGCAAGCAGUUAAGUUGUUACAGUCUCAAAUCUCCGAAUUCGAUGGAUCGGAAGACGGAAAUGUGGAUCUGUGGUUACAAAAGGUAGAGCAAGUCUCACAGAUACACGGUGUAUCUCAAAAAAUUACAUUUUUGGCGGCUACUGCCAAACUGACUAAGUCUGCACGCCGUUGGUAUGAGCUCUGCAAUGGAUCCGCCAUUGAAUCUUGGACUGGAUUCAAGGAGGCCGUCAGUAAACGUUUCAAAAGAAGAAUUUUAUUUGACGUAGCUACGCAGAAAGUAGAGGCACGCACGUGGAUGUAUUCAAAGGAAUCUUUUCAGGAGUACGCCUUGGAUAAAUUGGCUCUUAUGAAAAAUGUGUGUCUACCCGAACAGGAGUCAAUUCAUCUCUUGAUCAAUGGAAUCGGCAGCAACGCGCUUAGAAGCAUAGCGACAUCUCUGCGGGUGGAUACGGUAGAUGAGUUCUUGGAGGCAAUGCAUCCGAUCACCAUCUUUUUUGGAGAGAAGUGCAAAAAGGGAUUUACGGGUUCCCCUAAGUUUGAUAGGAAAAAGGCAUCAGGGAGUUUCUCCAACAAAAUGGAACAGCAGCAAUCAAAGAGCCGAGGCAAAGGACAUGUUCGUGCCGACUGUGCGAAGCUCAAGAAGAAGGAGCAGCAGCCCCACCAAGUCAAGGAUUCGUCGUUCCAGGCGUCAGUCUCAGCUGUAGUCGAGACUGAAUCAGGCGACGAGACAGUUGCAGUAAUCAACCAAGAUGACGAAAGAACCAAAUCAAAGUUCCAUUUGUCGAGGGCAAUAACGGAUCUACUUGUUAAAGAGAAUGAGGGAAAACAUAUAUCUGAUAAAAGUCUGUUUGCCGCGAGGACGUAAAAGAGAUGAGAUUAGAAAAGGAUAAG